Molecule: messenger RNA, 6598 nt
Organism: Mastomys coucha (southern multimammate mouse)
Lineage: Eukaryota; Metazoa; Chordata; Mammalia; Rodentia; Muridae
Gene: Grk3
Product: G protein-coupled receptor kinase 3
Exons: 21
Coding region: 133-2202 (689 amino acids)
Biological process (GO): G protein-coupled receptor signaling pathway; regulation of signal transduction; protein phosphorylation
Molecular function (GO): G protein-coupled receptor binding; G protein-coupled receptor kinase activity; ATP binding
Source: RefSeq, a predicted model, not a curated record
GCCGCGGACGGUUGGGGGCGCGCCGGGCUGGGGCGCGGAGCCGCGGAAGGGGCGGUGCGUCGGGGUCCGCGUCGGGGUCGCGCGUCGGGCGCGCCGUGGCCCCGUCGGGGCGGCGGGAGCUGCGGAGCAGCCAUGGCGGACCUGGAGGCCGUGUUGGCCGACGUCAGCUACCUGAUGGCCAUGGAGAAGAGCAAGGCGGCGCCGGCCGCGCGCGCCAGCAAGAAGGUCGUCCUGCCGGAGCCCAGUAUCCGGAGCGUGAUGCAGAGGUACCUGGCGGAAAGAAACGAAAUAACCUUUGACAAGAUUUUCAAUCAGAAAAUCGGCUUCCUGCUAUUUAAAGACUUUUGCUUGAAUGAAAUCAGCGAAGCGGUGCCUCAGGUGAAAUUUUAUGAAGAGAUAAAAGAAUACGAGAAACUGGACAAUGAAGAGGACAGGCUACGCCGGAGCCGGCAGAUGUACGAUGCCUACAUCAUGAGGGAGCUCCUAUCCAGCACACACCAAUUCUCAAAGCAAGCGGUAGAGCAUGUCCAGAGCCAUCUCUCCAAGAAGCAGGUGACAGCUACCCUUUUUCAGCCAUACAUAGAAGAAAUCUGCAAAAGCCUUCGAGGGGAUAUUUUCCAAAAGUUUAUGGAAAGUGAUAAAUUCACUAGAUUCUGUCAGUGGAAGAAUGUGGAAUUGAAUAUUCACCUGAGCAUGAAUGACUUCAGUGUGCACAGGAUCAUCGGCAGAGGAGGGUUCGGGGAAGUUUAUGGCUGCAGGAAAGCAGACACUGGUAAAAUGUAUGCCAUGAAGUGCUUAGACAAGAAGAGGGUGAAGAUGAAGCAGGGAGAGACGCUGGCUUUGAACGAGAGGAUCAUGCUGUCUCUCGUCAGCACUGGGGACUGUCCCUUUAUCGUCUGCAUGACCUAUGCCUUCCACACACCAGACAAACUCUGCUUCAUCCUGGACCUGAUGAACGGGGGCGACAUGCAUUACCACCUCUCCCAGCACGGGGUGUUUUCUGAGAAGGAGAUGCGGUUUUAUGCCAGCGAGAUCAUCCUGGGCCUCGAGCACAUGCAUACCUGCUUCGUAGUCUACAGAGACCUGAAGCCUGCGAACAUCCUCCUGGAUGAAUAUGGGCAUGUGAGGAUAUCGGAUCUUGGCCUUGCUUGCGAUUUCUCAAAAAAGAAGCCUCACGCCAGCGUAGGCACCCAUGGAUACAUGGCUCCUGAGGUAUUGCAGAAGGGGACGUGCUAUGACAGCAGCGCCGACUGGUUCUCCCUGGGCUGCAUGCUCUUCAAGCUCCUGCGGGGCCACAGCCCCUUCAGGCAGCAUAAAACCAAAGACAAGCAUGAGAUAGACCGCAUGACCCUGACCGUGAACGUGCAGCUUCCAGAUGCCUUCUCUCCUGAGCUGAGGUCCCUCUUGGAGGGUUUGCUUCAGCGGGACGUGAGCCAGCGGCUGGGCUGCGGAGGAGGAGGGGCACGAGAGUUGAAGGAGCACAUCUUCUUCAAGGGUAUCGACUGGCAGCAUGUGUACUUACGGAAGUACCCGCCACCCCUAAUCCCUCCUCGGGGAGAAGUCAACGCUGCAGAUGCCUUUGAUAUCGGCUCCUUUGAUGAAGAAGACACCAAAGGCAUUAAGCUGUUGGACUGUGACCAGGACCUCUAUAAGAACUUCCCGCUGGUGAUCUCUGAGCGCUGGCAGCAGGAAGUGGUGGAGACCAUCUACGAUGCCGUCAAUGCCGAAACUGAUAAAAUGGAGGCCAGGAAGAAGGCUAAAAAUAAGCAGCUUGGUCAAGAGGAAGACUACGCCAUGGGCAAGGACUGCAUCAUGCACGGGUACAUGCUGAAGCUGGGGAACCCCUUUCUCACGCAGUGGCAAAAACGUUAUUUUUACCUGUUCCCCAACAGACUGGAGUGGAGAGGAGAGGGCGAGUCUCGGCAAAGUCUACUGACCAUGGAACAGAUCAUGUCUGUGGAGGAGACCCAGAUUAAAGACAGAAGGUGCAUUUUACUCAGAAUAAAGGGAGGGAAGCAAUUUGUCUUGCAAUGUGAGAGUGACCCCGAGUUUGCCCAGUGGCUGAAGGAGCUGACGAGUACCUUCAACGAGGCCCAGAGACUGCUACGCCGUGCCCCCAAGUUCCUCAACAAACCUCGGGCCACCACCAUCCUGGAGUUCUCAAAGCCACCGCUGUGUCACAGAAAUAGCAGCGGCCUCUGAACCACAGAGCAGUGGGACCCAAAGGAGGAGCCUCCCUGCUCUUCAGCCCAGGAGUGGAGUGGAGCCACGGGGAACCAUGUGGGGCUGAGACACAGUGGUUCUGAGCACUGGGCUGCUCCAGGCUGAGGAGGUCCACGACACCAGGGCGGCCCUUGGGGAGCUGGCACAUCCUCCGGGCUGGCCUAUCCACACUCGAAAUUACUGAAGAAGCAGAGGCAUUUUUUCUGUGCAACCCUCUCACUUUGGUAUCCAUGGACCCAGAAUGUAGAAGAAUGGUCCUUACCUCUCAAGCUUUUAUCUGGCAGGGAGCAUAUGUGGGGUGGGAGCACAGUCUCUGGGACUAUGGCGGCCGGUCCUAAGCAUUGCUGUAUCUGAGUGCCUGCCUGAGGUGUGGGGAUUGAGAUCCUGGAGAGGAGGGUCUCUGUAGGUCAGGGCUGACUCCUAGCUGUCCCUGAGGUAAUGAGGUAACCCUGAGCAUCAUGUGCACUUCCUGCCUCUGAUGGCUUCUUUCCAGAGAUGCUGGUCAGAGGGAAGAGGUAGGAUGUCUCCUCGAGAAAACUCCACGGCAUCCAUCAUGGCCAUUUCUGGUGGGCACAACCAGGACUUCAAGCAGGACAUAGGUAACCCACCAGACAGUGCCCCCCAUGCAUGGUGUGCAUGAACUCAGGGUCACCAUUGAUAGCUAGGUCUAUGACAGAGUCCUUCUGCUCCCCGUUUGACCCAGGAAGCAUCUGAGGAUAUGCCUAACAUAGAGAAGAGUUGCUGCCUUGCCUUUCAGUAUGAUUUAUAAUGAUCUCACCCUGGUGGGUGACAAUGUCCAGCGGUCCCCGGAGCACCCUGCCAAUGCCUCACACCCUCUGUCACUCAUGCACUGUGCACUGGGUUAUUCUGACAGGGGCAGCAAUUUGCCCAGCCCCCCUUUCCCUUAAAGGUGGUUUUCUCCGCUGCUGCCCUGAAUAAAUGCCAGGGCACCAUGUCAUCACACUGAGAAAUCCCACAAGGUCUCUGUGGACUUGUCCAAUUCCCGGGGUGGGGGCCGGGGGGUGGUGUUACUGGGUCUCUAGAUAAACUCCUGAGCACAUAAGAAAACCUGACAGCAGAAUUCUUUGUGUUCUGUCCUGGAUCUUCCUGACAGUUCCCAGUGUGUACUAUGUUCCUGUGCUGGGGAAAUAAGGUGUUUAUUUAUUUAUAUCUGUGGGGUUUUUUUAACUGCAGUUACCUUUUGAGAGUCUGGAAGAUAAUUUACUGAGAGUGUCUGUUACUCUGCAGGUGCACGAGGGGCCUGUGAGACUCAGUGCCUGCCUGUCUCACCUCACAUGCAUUCAGGGUUCAGGUUCACACACAGUGCCACUGUUCCCUGCCUCCAGGCUGGGAUUGUGGCACCACCUGGCAAGGGCACCCUGCUUGCUUAAAAGAUUAAUAUUCAGAUUCUACUAUACACACACACACACACACACACACACACAGUUAAGAAUUGUGGUUACUGUGUAGGCAUGGUUAGGAUGGACAGCUCACACAUGUUCAAUCAAACCUGCAGGGGUAGGGGCUGUAUCUCUGGCCUCUUUAGGAACUAUAGAGACCCCCCACCCCUCCAAAUUGGCAGGGGGCUUGACCCCAGCAGGUAUUAGGCUAGCAGUAAUAAUCUCUUACUGGGGUUAUAGUUAUACCAAAGUCUUUUAAGACGGCAGAGGAUCCUGGGAUCCUGCACCUGCACUAAAUCACACCAGACUGUUGCAGGUAUCAUGUGUUAUUAUUUUGGCCAAGUUAAUUUUAAGGCUCCUUCCCUUUUAGAAAAAGAAGUGGGUGUGGGUGUGGGUGUGUAUGGGGGUCUCCUACGAGUUCUCCUGCCUCAGAUUCCAAGUAAACCAUUUUGUCCCCUUGACCCCAUUUCUCUCGGGGACAGGAAUGAGAGAGAGGGCAGGUGACCCUGGAAGAGUCCUAGAGAUUCGUGUGGGCUGGUGAUGGAUCUGCCAACGCCAUCUCAGAGGCCGUCUUUCCACCCCGGCAUGUCUCUAGGGUGUGUCCUGAGCCCAGAGGGUGGGAGGAAAAGCCAGCUGGGUUUACGAUUCAUGGCUGUUUGAGAGUUCCCAUCAUGCCAACAAGUCCCUAGAUGCCUCCUGUACUUAGACCUUUAGCCAGAGAAGCUGUGCGUUCUGGUGACUCGGGUUUCUGGCCUGGAGCACUUAACAUGAUAAAGGAUGUGCCACAUAAUGCUGUUUUUAUACAAUUAUACUCUACGUAGGUGUGGUUUCAUAAAGCGAGAAUCAACGCACAGAGUCCAAGGAUAUUAGAUUAUUUUAAAGCCGCUAUGUGACACAUACCAAAUUAAAACCUUUAGCAAGCCCCAGUUUGUUUACUAUUUAUUUUAACCUAAACUACCCUCUUGUCCCUGGGGUGCCCUGCCUUUCCUCUGGGUCAUAAUUAAAUGUGAUUUUUUUUUUAAACGAAGACUGUGGAAAUUGUCACACUGUAGUGGUUGACAGAGGAACCUGUCUUGCUAUUGAUAGGCCCAUUGGCUGACAUUACAAACUUUAUGUGUAAAACCAGCAAUGAAGGAUGGAUGGUGGCCUAUGGGGAAGAGAUACUGCAGGCUCACAAGCCCAGCUCACAAGCCCAGCCCACGAGAUUGACAGAGGCAGGAGGCUCAUGAGUUUGAGGCUAUCAUGGGCUACAUAGCAAGUCCCUGCCUUCAGAACACCAAAGAUGAUGGCAGUAGCUCUGGGCCAAGGUCUCGCCUUACAUGUCCAAGGUUCUGGGUUUAAUCCCCAGUGGGGGUGGACAAUGGGCAGCUGACUGUUAGCCAACUAAUAAGAUUUAGCUUGAGUGGUUGCCUCGACCUUGGCUAUCUCUGUGUCUGUGAGAAGUGUUUUGAGGCCCCACUAGUCAGGAUUGUUCACCAGUGGUCAGUGUGGCAGAGGGGAAGUGGUAGGGUAAGGACAGAGGGAGAAGGCUUGGUUGGCUGAUGGAAACCACAGACCUGGCAUGAUGACCUACCAAAGAGGGAAUGAGGGAAGCUCAAGGGAUACGCCCUCAGAAUCCUCAAGGGUUUUUGGCCCGUUUUGCCUGCUUCGUUCUUGAGGCCAUCAUGAAAGUGCCAUGCAUUCUUCACUGGACAUUUCCCAGGAAGGUCUCUCAUCAGUGGUACAUCCUGGACACUGAGCCUGUCACCUGAUACUGUGGCUGUGUAGCCCAGGCAAUGAGAGGCUGUGACCUAGUCAUUGUCCUUGAAUGGGCUGCGGAGAGGUGUGUGUCCAGCUUAGAUCCGGUCAACCCCAGAAUGACAUCACAGCCCUCCUACAUGUUUAACUCCAUUUCCACUUGGAACUUUCAUAAUUUAAAUCUUUAAAAAAAAUGAAAACCUUUUCUUUUCUUGAGUGAGGUUUAUUCAAAAGUCUCAACUGCUCACGUUCGUGUUAAUAGGAUGGCUUGCCUUAACCUCAUUGGUUAGGUUCAGGCCUCUUUUCCUUUGUUUGUUGCUAUGGGAAUGAGGAAGGAUGAGCCGAAAGCCUCUUUCCUCAGUGCUUGGUGGACGUUACCAUUUCCUCUGUUGGUCACUUUUGUCUACUUAGAAAAAUAAGAGAGAACGUAGUACAGCCGCUCAGACCAGCAACCCCAGUAUUCGGGACACCGAGACAGGAGGAUGACAAGUCCCAGAUCAUCCUGGGCUAUGGGAAACCCUGCCUUAGUAACUUUUUAAAUAAACUAACAGACUGAGUUGUUUUCUGACACAGGUGUGACCGCUCCUACAAGCCACUGGAAGGUGCCAUGUUCCCAAAGUGGGAAACCACGCACUUUGGCCUUUAAUUUAAAAGCAGCCACAGAGACUGGGUUCAAAGUGUUCAUCUUUCCUGAAGAACAGACUUCCUUAGAGCUAAUUCAAAUUCAUAGUGUAGAGUUAGGUCUCCAGGAUCUAAUAGUCUGAGUCCUUCCUGGAAACAAAUACCUAUGCAUCCCUUUUUAUUUUGCCCUAGAUGUAAAACAUCAUUGACAGCAGCUUGGGGAUGGAGCCAUCAUUCUGAUUAUGAACUGUGAUUUUUUUUUCCAUUUCCUUGGAUUUUUACCUGCCCUGUGGUUAUAUGUAUUGUAUGUGGUUUAUAAAUUCAACACUGGCUUUUUUUUUUAGUUCUGUUAUUAAAUUAUAUUUUUCUAUGUUUUAAGUAAUAGCAGAUCUGGCUUCUUCUGGUAACAGAGAUGGAUGGACCUGUAACUAGGAGACAAGAGUUCUAUUUUAGCACAAAAGCAUUUUAUAUUAUUUAUUGAAUCCGUAUGUGUGUUCCCAUGGAAACCGUCUGUAUUUCUGCUUCUUGUGAUCUGUAUAGUUUGUUAUUUAAAGAGAGAUGGCAGCCUUUUGUGUUGCUGAAACAAUAAAACCAAGCUCCUAUGAGCAGUGGCUCAA